AGUGUGUCUUGGUCUGCAGGCGAGUGUGUCUUAGUAGCUCAACGGCGCCUUGGCUUCGAAGCGAGUCCCACACGAACGCACUGAGUGCUGGCAGUUGCAUCCUCUAGCCUGAUAGUGCAGUGCUUCCGGAGCUUUCCAUUUCUCUGGGGCGACUAACGCAACACAGCCGCCAAAAUGUGUGACAUGGGGGGACUCGAUAACUUGGUGGCCAACACGGCCUACCUAAAAGCCCAAGGGGGUGAUGACAAGGAAAUGAAGAAACGUCGCCGAAGUCUCUCUCUACCCAAGACAGACCAAUGUGUGGAAGUCAGGUCAUGUCUGGAAAAGGACUUUGAUUCCCUCUGCGAAAAGCAGCCUAUUGGAAAGAAGUUGUUUCGCAAUUACCUGGAGCAAGCGGGGCCAGAGUGUAAUGCUGCUGCAGAAUUUCUGGAUGAUCUGAUAGAUUGGGAAUUGUCAGAGGCCGCUGCCAAAGACAAGGCCCGUACAAAUAUCAUCAAUAAGUUCUGCAAAGACGGCUCCAAGAGCUCUCUCACCUUCCUGACUGGAGAUGUAGCAGCCAAGUGCAAGGCAGUUACUGACAAAGAUUUCGAGGAGGUGAUGGGACAGGUGAAGGAGGCCACCAAAGAGUUCCUAAAAGGCAAGCCGUUUACAGAGUACCAGACAAGUGAAUUCUUUGACAAGUUUUUGCAGUGGAAAGAGUACGAGAGACAGCCAAUCACUGAAAAGUACUUUUAUGAAUUCAGGACACUUGGAAAGGGUGGCUUCGGAGAGGUGUGUGCAGUGCAGGUUAAGAACACCGGCCAGAUGUAUGCCUGCAAGAAGCUCUGCAAGAAGCGUCUCAAGAAGAAACAUGGUGAGAAAAUGGCCCUUCUAGAGAAGAAGAUCUUGGAGAAGGUCAACAGCCUGUUCAUUGUCAGCCUGGCCUAUGCUUACGACACCAAGACCCAUCUCUGUCUGACAAUGAGCUUGAUGAAUGGAGGGGACCUCAAGUAUCACAUCUAUAACAUUGGUGAGAAGGGUAUCGAAAUGAAUAGGAUCAUCUAUUAUACAGCUCAGAUUGCAACCGGGAUCCUGCACCUGCAUACCAUGGACAUCGUGUACCGUGACAUGAAGCCAGAGAAUGUGCUCUUAGAUAGCCAGGGCCAGUGCCGUCUUUCAGAUCUUGGUCUCGCUGUGGAGGUUCCCGUUGGAAAGACCAUCACCCAGAAGGCUGGAACGGGUGCAUAUAUGGCACCUGAAAUCCUCAAUGAAACCCCAUACAGGACCUCAGUGGACUGGUGGGCUCUUGGCUGCAGUAUCUAUGAAAUGGUAGCUGGCUACACCCCAUUCAAGGGUCCUGAAGCCAAGAAGGAGAAGGUGGAGAAGGAGGAGGUACAAAGGCGCAUCAUUAACGAGGAACCUAAGUUUGAGCACAAGAACUUUGACGCCCCCACCAUAGACAUCAUCAAGCAGUUCCUCAAGAAGAAGAUUGAUGAACGUCUUGGCUGCAAGGGUGAUGAUCCCAGGAAGCAUGAGUGGUUCAAGUCCAUCAACUUUGCUCGUUUGGAGGCCGGUCUUAUCGAUCCACCCUGGGUGCCCAAACCUAAUGUUGUCUAUGCAAAGGAUACAGGUGACAUUGCUGAGUUCUCUGAAAUCAAGGGUAUUGAGUUUGAUGCAAAGGAUGAAAAGUUCUUCAAGGAGUUUAGCACCGGUGCUGUGACCAUUGCCUGGCAAAAGGAGAUGAUUGACACUGGACUCUUUGACGAGCUCAGCGACCCCAACCGGAAAGAAUCAUGUGCUGGUUUAGAUGAUGAUAAGAAAUCGGGCACUUGCACGCUUCUGUGAGAGGACCAAUCCAGCUACCCGGCCUAGAAUUCACCAGGAAAUGCUUUCAGUGGCAUCACUAAUAUGAAUGAAACUGUGCUCUGUGUCGAAGAAGAGUGGACCUUGACAGAAAAGAGAUGGGACGUUAGUCCACUGUAGUAUAGAAGGAGACUCUUUUUACUUCAGUUGCACAGCCACAUGGUCUGAGAAACACUCUAGAUCAUCCAUGAUAUGGUGGAUUAAGCUUUGGACCAGUCAGGGAAGUUCUUCUCUGCAGUUCCUUUAUGUCUCGUGAAGUAGUCAACCUCUUAUACAACAGGGGGUGCAAGUAAAAGUACUAUUCCCUAUUGAGAAGAUCCUAGAAGAGUAGAGGAUACAGGCCACCUAAAGAGACUUUAAGAUUGUGAUGUAAAAAUAGUGACUCAAUGUAAUCGGAAGCAGUUUGUAAUCAGAAGGCAGAGAAGUGUGGAUUUGAGAAGUAGAGUAAUUCCCAAGAAGCAGCAGCUUGCAUUUCAAACAUCUCCUGCGUUGCCAAAUCACAGUUUACUUGUGGAUUAGUUCACGGUGUACAAAUACACAACUGGCAUCUGUACACAUAUUCUUUGUAAGACUUUAAGAAGGUAAGCCCCAGACGGAAUCUGCGGAAUUCAAAUUUUUUGAAUUCGGAAUUCUGUGGAACGUACUACAAGCUUAUGUGUAGCUGAAAACAAAAUUAAAUUAGCCAAAAUUCUUCUAUCCACCAAUCUGUUUUCCAAAGCGUUUGUCCUAUGUAGGGUUGCCUGGUUAUUUGAGGCUAUCCCAGCAUCUCAAGCUGUAGGCAGGGAAGGACGCUUGAGAGAAGACUAGUCCAUCACGCGGCGAAAUUUGUGAAAAUAUGUAACAAAAUAAUUGUGAAAGAUGCAAAAAUGUUGUGAAUGAUGGGCGUUCCAAUUCUGGAGAAAUCUGCACAGAUUCCAUGUGGGCCUGCUUGUGACACAGGUAAACAUCUACAUGCUGACAAAGUGCAUUUGAAUAAAUGGUGUGAUUGUUCAACGGAGCUCCAGUAAUCUCUGUUGUAGAAUCUUUUGCACAGAUUGUUAACACAUGACCUCCAUGCUUGUGAUCUUUGACAGCAGUGCUUUUCUGAAUCCUCACCUAGAUUUUUAAACAAAUUGUGUGUAUAAAUAUGUACAUAUAAAUAUGAAUGAAUAAAUCAAUAUAUAUUAUCAGCUCUGAAAGGUAAUAAAACCAGAGCUUAGUUGUUUAGCAUUUAAAGGUAACUCCAUUUGUGUUUUGUUGUCAUAUCUCGUCAUGACAGAGUGUUUAAGAUGUAGGCUACACACGCAGACAGCCUUCCUUUACAGGAAAGUUUAGCUGAAAGAAAUCAUUGCUCAAGGGUACAAAGAGAGGGUUUUGGCACUGAUACAUUUGCUAAAUCCCUACACUAUGUAGUAACCAAGAAGGAGGUUAUGCCCUCUUCCAGUCUUCAGUGGUGUUGCUUCUAUGAUGUUGAGCAAGAGCAAAAAAAUUGUUAUUGUGACAUAAAAUGGACCAAACUACGUGUCUGCAAGUUUA
Molecule: messenger RNA, 3357 nt
Organism: Cyprinus carpio (common carp)
Lineage: Eukaryota; Metazoa; Chordata; Actinopteri; Cypriniformes; Cyprinidae
Gene: grk7a
Product: opsin kinase grk7a
Biological process (GO): signal transduction; protein phosphorylation; regulation of signal transduction
Cellular component (GO): cytoplasm
Molecular function (GO): rhodopsin kinase activity; ATP binding
Source: RefSeq, a predicted model, not a curated record